AUGGCAGUCAACGAGCAAUUUACUGAAAAAAACAUCCCAAUUUUCACCUUAUCGAAAGACCGAUCUCCGAACUUAGUUUUUGCUGAAAGUCAGACGAAGAAGCAUAGGAACGAAAUUGGUUUAGGAUGGUUAAUAACUGGCUUGGUAAUUAUUGGCGAAAUUGCUGGCGGUGGCAUUGUUGCCUUACCGAAUGCGAUUACUGCCGCUGGGCCAGUGAUGGGAUAUGGCAUGCUAAUCCUAUUUGCGUGUAUUGCUCAGUACACAGCAGUACAGCUUGGCGACAGUUGGGCGAUUAUGCAGGAAAGAUGGCCUAUUUACAGGAAACAUCAUCGGCAACCUUAUUCAGAAAUGGGUUUCAGAGCCGGCGGGAAAUGGCUGAGGCCUGUUAUUGUCUGUGCUAUGAUUGCAACUGCAAUAGCAGUAGUUCUGAUUAUUAUUGGAACACUGCGGGAUUUAUCCACCUGCAGACCAGUAGCUGCAACGUCACCGUGGACAUUACACGGAAUCUUUCACGCUUAUGGGACCUUGGUUUUUGCUUACGGCGGCCAUGGCUGCUUUCCAACCAUUGCUCACGAUAUGAAAAAACCCUACCGUUUUCGAAGAACAGCAAUUCUCGCUUUCAUAGUGACUGGUGUAAUGUACAUUGUGGUUUCUGUGCUUGGUUAUGUCGUCUACGGAAACAGUGUUGGCGAAUCAGUAAUCUUAUCUAUUCAAACAGUUUGGAUUCAACAGAGCAUAAAUGUCGUCAUUGCCCUACAUGUUUUUUUAUCUAUAACAAUAAUGAUCAAUCCGCUUAAUCAGGAAGUUGAAGAGUAUUUCCAAAUACCACAUGAGUUUGGAUGGAAACGGAUAAUAACCAGGUGUAGCACAAUGCUUGUUGUGGUAUUUGUCGCAGAGUCUAUGCCACGUUUCGGUUUUGGUGGUUCAGCUAUGAUGCUUAUAAGUUUCAUCUUUCCAAUACUAUGCUACUUAGCUCUGAAAACGUUAAAGAAAUUAGGCAGUUCUGUUGGUGACUAUCAUCGUCCUUCAAUUCAAGAACCUCACUUGCUUCUAUACUCGUUCAAUUUAGUAAUUGGCGUUGUUGGUGGGGUUGGUACAACGAUAGUCUCAUUUCAAAGUAUGAUGGCUGAUAGCUUUGAACCACCAUGUUAUGUUCGCCCAUUCUUGACCUCAUUUGAUACCAGUGUUACACAUGAUAUCACAAAUUGUUGUGGCGCUGGAAAAAAUGUAUCUAUAUACGGGAGUCCAGAAAGACACUGCUCAAUUUUCGAUGCUUAUUAG
This is a messenger RNA of Enterobius vermicularis (human pinworm), 1281 nucleotides long. Lineage: Eukaryota; Metazoa; Nematoda; Chromadorea; Rhabditida; Oxyuridae. The record is from the annotation of a GenBank genome assembly.